AUGGCCAAAUAUCAGCCGUCCUGGGGCCUCCCUGGCCCUGAGGUCCCGGCCUCACCACGAACGAUGCGAACACUACGGAAGAUCCAGUCCCACCAGGUCCUGACUACCUCCAACGCCCUCAUUGCUCAAACUCAAUCUUCCCGGCCAGGAUCUCGCGCUGCUGAUCUUGGAUCAACGAUAUCAACGGCAAACAACACGGCUCGGGCGCCCGUACAUCGACGGGCGCGUUCCAACAGUGACGCGGCAACUCGUGAAGCGGCGCAAGCGGCGCUCGUGCCAGUUCCCACCCAGAGGCGGCCUGCACGGAAGACAGGCUCAGGCGUAGGGCUCAAGAGAUCUCUUCUCGAAAAUCUGCUUCGUGAUGGUCCACAGAAUGGGAGAACUCCGGAGGCACUGCAGGAGUUGAAGUAUCUCGUUCUAUCGACCAGGGUGGAUGCGGAUGGAGAUGGCAUGUCACCCUAUCGGAUCUACCUUUGGCUCAUUCUUCUUCAUGUUCCUCCGUUCCCGACUGAUGAUUACCUCGCUCUUGUCCACCGCGGCGGCUCCCCCGCCUACACCAAGAUCCGCAAUGAUACCUUUCGCACUCUCGCUACCGAUCCUCUUUUCAAGCGUCGCGUAACAGAGGCAAGUCUGAUCCGGCUGCUGAACGCGGUGGCAUGGAAGUUGCACGACUCCAAAGUGAAGACUCGCUCCCGCCCUUCCUCGUCCCGAAGACGGGAGAUGGAGCUUCUGGUAAACACACCUCCUAGUAUUGCAGAAGAGCCCGAACCAGGCUCCGCCGGUGGUGCCGUGGGAGAUACCGCGAUCUAUGUUCAGGGCAUGAACGUCCUCUGUGCGCCAUUCUUGUAUGCGGCUCGCAGCGAGGUCGAGGCAUUUGCUCUCUUCCACCACUUUGUCACCGUGGAAUGCCCAGGCUACGUUCGUAGCACCAUGGAUGGAGUCCACAGAGGCCUUCGGCUGGUUGACCGAUGCUUGGAGAUCGUGGAGCCUAAACUGGCCGCUUAUCUCUUUUCCAAGGGCAUGCAUGCUGAGCUAUAUGCCUUCCCUUCUGUGCUGACUCUUUGCGCUUGCACACCACCGUUGCCAGAGGUUUUGCAUCUAUGGGACUUCCUAUUUGCAUAUGGCCCACAUUUGAAUAUCCUGUGCAUUGUUGCCCAGCUAAUCCGUAUGCGAGAUGAGAUUCUUGAGAGUCCGAGUCCCAACAAACUUCUUCGAUCUUUCCCACCUCUGCAAGCCAAAGACAUCAUCGCUUUGACUGUUCUUCUGGUUCGAAAGAUCCCGGAUGAGGUCUAUGCAGAGAUGGUCAAUCAUGCAAAAUGA
Messenger RNA from Penicillium cinerascens, 1320 nucleotides. Its product is annotated as TBC domain-containing protein. Bases 1 to 1320 code for a protein of 439 amino acids. The record is from RefSeq and is a predicted model, not a curated record. Gene Ontology annotation, cellular component: mitotic spindle pole body. Gene Ontology annotation, molecular function: GTPase activator activity. Lineage: Eukaryota; Fungi; Ascomycota; Eurotiomycetes; Eurotiales; Aspergillaceae. Gene Ontology annotation, biological process: activation of GTPase activity; negative regulation of septation initiation signaling. The transcript is spliced from 3 exons.